Molecule: messenger RNA, 6087 nt
Organism: Prorocentrum cordatum
Lineage: Eukaryota; Dinophyceae; Prorocentrales; Prorocentraceae
Source: the annotation of a GenBank genome assembly
GAGCUGUACGACGAAGCGCGGCAAGCCGCUCAUCAACUUCGGGACCUCGCUCAAGUGCCAAGGGUGCAGGCUCCACAAGAAGGACGUGUACGGCGGGCCUGUGCCGCCGAAGGAGCCCUCGAUGCGGGCCCCAGCCAAGGGCAAGAAGCGGGCCCCUUGGACGGCCGAGGGCAAGCUCGAGGGCGAGCUCGCGGCCAUGCGGGCGGAGCUCGACGCUGCCAGGAAGAAGCUUCGUACGCAGGAGUCCGACCAGGGCGGGGCCGCGGCCAUGCACGUGGACGACGGCAAGUCAGGCGAGGACGCCUCGGCUGCGAGCGAGAUCAAGGUGUGCGAGGCAGGCCUGGCCACGCUCAAGGACGUGCAGCACGACUGGGCCACGGGCCCGCGGGAGGAUCUCAAGCGCAGGCUCGCCGCCGCCAAGGACAGGCUCUUCGCCGCCAAGCCGCUCCACGCGCGGGUGCAGGCGCUGGCCCACAGGCAGAAGAAUCUGGCGGACAAACUCAGCAAGAUGGAGCUGGCCGAGCGCGAGGCGGAGGACCGUGUCAAGAAGGCGCAAGACGAGCUGGAGCUCAAGCGGCAUGGUGUCAGAGAGCUCAAGGCGCAGCAGGUGGCCCUCCAGGCGGAGCAGUCGGCACUCCAGCAGCAGGUCCCAGUCGCGCCAGAGGAUCGUCCGCCUGGGCAGUCCAUGGAGCACGACGUCAUCAAGAACACGGGCGGCCUCACCCUCGGCGACCUGGCGCAGGCUCUCAGCGGUGCUCUGGCCGCUCACCCCGACGACACCAUGCAGACCGCGGGCGAUUUGCCGCAGCGGCUGGCCUCGGCGCUCGGCGGGCCCCUCCAGGAGCUCAUGCUGCGGCGGCAGCGCGAGCGGGCCGCCGCCACGGAGGCAGCGAGCGCCCCUCGCACCCCUGCAGCGUCCGUCGAGGGAGACGACGCCGCCGCCGCCGCGCAUGGCGCAGGCACUGCAGGCGGCGCCGCCCCUGCAGCCGCAGCGCCGCGCUGGGAUCCCGCCGCGAUGGAGCCCGAGAAGCUGCGGCAGACCAUGGCGGAGUUCUCGCCAGGGCCAGCAGAGGAGACCAGCGACGCCAUGCUGGCGCGCGCCACGGAGCUGGCCGUCAGGGGCACUAUCACUACCAGCAACGUGACUUCCUGGGGUUCAUUGGCGCCGUGCCUAGAGACCCUCGAGUCGCACGUCGUUCUCGUCCAGGAGCAUCACCGACGGGACGAGGCGAAGCUCGCCGACCUGCAGCACGAGGUGCUGGAUCACGGGUUCGCGGGCAUCUGGGCGCCAGCAGUGGCAGGCCCCACCUCCGCGGAGGGCACUACGGGCGGCGUCGCGGUCUUGGCCCGCAAGAACAUCCCCGUCACGGCCCCGCCGCUGCUGCCCUCGGCGACACUGUGGCCAGGGCGACUGGUGGCCGCCCACGUGCACUGGGGAGUCCGUGGCGGCAUUGUCUUCGUGUCGGCCUACCUGGUCGACAGCGUUGGCAUGAACGACGUGAACCGAAGCAUCUUCGGCGCGCUCACUCGCUACCUCACGAAGCUCACGGCCUCGGGCAUCGAUUGGAUCGUCGGCGGCGACUUCAAUGGGCCUCCCAGCUGCCUGCCCCUGGCGCAGUUGGAAAAGGCGGGGGGCCUCUGGCUAGCGCCGUCGGCCGACACCUGCCGCCCACAGGCGGGCAGCGGCUCGGUGCUGGACUACUUUCUGGUCGGUGCAAACCUGGCCAGCCGCAUCUCGGCUCCGAGAGUGGAUGAGUUGGGCAUCACCUCCCCGCACCUCCCUGUCAACAUGGAGCUGCGUGCCGCCGACCUGGACAUGCGCGUGAGGAUCCCGAUCGCCCCCAGGGCGAUUCCAGCGGUGCCGCCCAUCGGCUGCAGCCGCGGUGUCGAGGACUGGGCGCCCACUUUGGCCCAGGUGCGCGCCACAACCAGCGCCGAGGAGCUGCCAGCAGCCUGGGACGCCGUCGUCAGCACCUUGGAGCAGGAGCUGUUGGACCGCUACGACCAGGUUGGCGAAGCGCGCAGGCGGUUCGAAGGACGUGCGGGGCCCAUUGCGACCAAGCUGGCGCCAGUCAAGUGGAAGCCGCAAGGGCAGCGUGUCCGAUUGGGGCCUGAUGUCAUCGCGGCCAAGGUCGCGGGCCGAUGGGCGCGUCACUUCAUGGGGGUCAGCGCGUUCCUCGCGAAGGCCAGCAGGAGGCUGCAAACCGCCAGCCUGCAGUGCUCCCUUGUCCCUGAGCAGUACCACGAGCUGGCGGACUUCGUCGCGAGGGCUUUGGAGUAUGGGCGCGUGGUUAUGGACAGCAAGAAGACGCUGGCACUGCUCCCGCAUUGGGUGAGGUCCUUCUUCGAGCAGGGCUUUCGCGUGAUCGGCAACACCGACUUCCUGGAGCAGGCGGGCCGCGUCGUCCAGUUCGCCAAGGACGCCCACGCGGACGCGCUCAAGGUCAGGCAGCAGAGCUGGAUCCAGUGGGCCAACGACAGCCUGCGGAACGGCGCUGGCAAGGCGCACCGCUUCACCAAGCUGCGGGCGAUGCAGGAGGUGCUGGCGCAAUGGCAGGGCACCCACACCGAGCUCACCACUGGACGGCUCGCCCAGACCUUCGUCCCGCAGCAGCAGGUCGCCAGCCAGCACCUGAUCUGCGACCGGGAGAUGAAGGCCUGGGAGGACGUCUGGUCGUGCCACAAGCUCGAGGCGCUGGAAAGGCCAGCUGACUUCGACGAAUGGGACGACCUCGAAGACCUCACCGUGGAGGCGCUGCAGCGGGCCGCCUGCAGCUUCCCCACCACCACGGCGCUCGGCCCAGCGCAGAUCGGCAUGCGCGCGCUCACCUUUCUCACGGACGACGGCGUUUACACCUGCGGCCAGCUCUUCAUGAAGUGCGAGGCGCUGGGGGCUUGGCCCAGCGAAAGGCUGUGGCACGCUAUGUGCCGCAUCCCCAAGGCCUCUGGCGGCUGCAGGCUGAUCACGCUGAUGCACUCGCUAAUCCGAUGGUGGUCGAGGGCUCGUGCCUCGACGUCCAAGGCGUGGCUGACGGCGCACCCCAAUGCCAGUAUUUGGGGCAUGGGCGGCGGCAGAUCUUCCUCCGACUCCGCCUUCGACCUCAACCUUGAGACGGAGGUAUCGGACUGCCUGGACGAGCACGUCGUAAUCGUCAUGCUGGACGCCUGGAAGUUCUUUGAGACGAUUAAGCCCGAGUGGCUACUCAUCGAGGCGCGGCUGCUGGGCAUGCCGCUGCGGUUGGUCUGGAUGUUGAUUGAGCUAUACAGGCAGCCGAGGCGGCUGCAAGCUUUCGGCUCGGUGUCCUACGCGGUCGUGUCACAUCAGGGCGUGCUCGCAGGAUGCACUCACGCCUGUGCCAUGGUCACCUUGCUCAUGUUCAGGCUGCUCGAGCAGGUGCGAGAUGCAGGCGUCACCCCGAGGGCCCUCAUCGACGACGUCACCUUGCAGUGGCGCGGGAGGCGGCUCUCGCAACUGGGCGUGCUUUGGGCGGCCACCACCAGGUUCCGCGAGGGCGCCCAGGAGCGAGGCAUUGUCGUGCAGCCCACCAAGUCGGGCUACUUGGUCUCAUCGGACGCGGCUGCUCGCGAGUGUGCCCGACACGCGGCGGCCCGCAAGCUGACCAAGAUGCGCUGGGCCCGCAACCUGGGGCACGAUCUGGGCGGGCGCAGAAUCGCGAGGCUCCAGACGGCAAAGCGGGUGCGGCAGCUCAAGGAGCGGCGCGGCAAGUUGGCAGCUUUCAAAGGGGAUACGGCGAUCAACCUCCUCACCACGUGCCCGAAGGACGUCAGGAUGCAUCUGACCGGCGGCGUGCAACGCUGGCAGGCGAGGCAGAUCGCGGCGCACCACCGCCAGCACGGCGAGGUCAAGCCUUGGGUGCGGGCCAUGCGGCUCUGCGUGGGCGACGGGCGCGCGGCGUUGGCGGAGGGCCCGUCGGCCACCAGCCUGCGUCACCACUGGGCGACGGUGGCCUGGACGCAACAGGCCCAGCACGACCUUGGGCUGGCGGCGGCGCCGAAUUGCAGGGCCUGCGGACAUCCGUCCGACUCGCCUGGGCACAGAUUUUUCGGCUGCGAGGUACUCGUGCAGCCGCUCACAGAGGAGGAGCAGGACGAGCAGCUGCCGCCCGAGCCGAUGCAGGCCAUCCGCACCUUCAUGUGCGACAAAGGCCUGCAGGAGGGCGGCAGCUUCGAGAGCGCCGACUUCCAAAUGUGCUUGCCCUGCAUGCCGCCAUUCGUGCCGCCCGCCGCGGAGCAGGCCGAGGUGAAGUUCUGGGGCUGCUGGCCUAGCCAAGGGGCGGACACGGCUUCCUGCAGCAACGCCGUCUUCACCGAUGGCUCAGCGCGGCCUGAAGUGAGAUGGAUCCCCGCGCAUCAGGACAUGGAUGCGUACUUGGACCGAGGCCUCCACCCGCUGCUGUACUCUGGCAACAUGUGGGCCGACUGGUUCGCUCGGCAAGGAGCCAUGCAGCACACCGUGUCGAAGGUGUACGAGGAGUUCUACAACAUCGAGCUGCAACACUACAAGAGCCUGGCAAAGUACGUCGGCUGGGCGAUGCAGAGGACGAUGCACGCAGGCCGCUGGGAUGCGCCCGAGCAGACAGCCCGCCCGCCAAAGGUGCCCAAGGUGCAGGCGGCGACUGUGAUCAGCCACUCCCUGGUUCGCCUGAACGGGACGGCGGUGGUGCUGUGCCGCGCUUGCUGCAGGCAGACCAGCGGGCAGACGGGGCCCACAUGGACGCAGUUCGCGCGUUCAGCUUGCGAGGCCAGCCAGUACACCGCGCUGCGGGCCGAGGCCAUCAUCGCGCACGUCGGCGCGCAGCCCAUUGUGGUCUCGGAGGCGGGCGAGUUCGCUAUGCAGGCGAUCGAGCGCGCGGCGUGCCCCGAAGAUGCGGGGCCCACGCCAGCCGAGCCUGCCCCCUGGGGCUCAGGGGACGGCACCAUCGAGAUGCAGGGGCACAGGCUGAGGCGCGCAGGGCCCACCAUCUACUGCGAGGUAUGCGUGGCGUGGGCGGCGACAGGCUCCUCACUGGCCCGGGCUGCGCCCUGCGCUGGCCCGCCCAGCGCCGAGGGCAAGAACCAGCGCACCUACCUGUCCAACCUCAGGGCUCCAGACGGCCCCAGAACAUGGGCCACAGCGGCGGCCAGCGCGGCCGCGGGCGACAUGGCCUCUGGGGGCGACGGCGCUGCAGAGCGGCCAAGCGGCAGGCACGCGCAGAAGGAACAGGGCGAGGCGACCAGGCCUGGCCAGGACCACGAGACGCGCGAGGUGCCUGCAGGGGCUGGAGGUUCCGACGCAGUCCAGACCAAGAAGCCUGAUUGGCGGGUGCGACGGCAGGAGCUCCUGGAACGGAUGCAGCGAAGGCAGCAGCAUCUGCUAGCCGAACGUGGUCCAGCAGCCGCCAGCGGCGCGCAGCGUGAUGAGGGAGACAUGGCCGACGGCAGCUUGCCCUCGGCCUAUGGAGCGCACCAAUGCCCCGACGGGGGCACCACUGGGCUGGUGACGCUCCAGCCGCCGCCAGCUGCCCCAGACGUGGGGGUGGUCGAUGCCUGUCUGGCGGCGGGGCCGUCGCGGCUGCCUGCGCCCUUGAGGUGUGACCUGGCACACGUGGUGACGCUGACCACGGACCACCAGGAGGGCGCCGUGACCAGCCCUCAGGACAUGAGCAGCCCGCCGCAGCCGUUCUCGACUACCGAUAUGGCCAGCACCAGGGGUGGCAGGGGACCUGCAAAGUGCGGUCGCGAAUGCGGCCCCGCCCUGAGUGCUGGCAGGUCUGACAACUCGCAGCUGGCGCUGCCAGGCAUGGCCAGUGACAAGGGUGGCAGGAGGCCUGCAAGCCGCGACCCUGAGUGCGGCCCCACCAUGGGCACUGGCGGCGACGGCAGCCAGGCCCACCGCGUGCGGCGACGAUUUACGGCCUGGGCCAGGGGUGGCAGGGGACCUGCAAUGUGCGCGCGUGAGUGCGGCCCCGCCCUGAGCCCAGGAUGCGACGAGGACCGCGACGGCAAGGGCAUGGCCAGCGCCAGGGGUGGCAGGGGACCUGCAAAGUGCAGUCCUGUGUGCGGCCCCGCCCUGGGCACUGGCAGCGG